Penicillium daleae is the source of this 540-nucleotide messenger RNA. RefSeq lists its product as uncharacterized. Bases 1 to 540 code for a protein of 179 amino acids. The transcript has a single exon. The record is from RefSeq and is a predicted model, not a curated record. Lineage: Eukaryota; Fungi; Ascomycota; Eurotiomycetes; Eurotiales; Aspergillaceae.
AUGGAACAACGGGUCGACUUGCCGGAGAACUACUCCCAGUCCACAUUUCUACCCCCUGACGUGCCUCAUGUAACGGGAAACUCAUAUCGGUGGACUUCCAUCAAGAAGUCCCUUCCUACUCAGCCGUUCGAGGUGUGUUGGUGGUCAGGCCGCGCUACACAGGGUGUGGUCUUCUUGGAGGACGUCAAUCGUCCUCGAGGGUCCAGAUUCCCAUAUAUUUCCGAAAUUACCAAGGCUAUCUACGAGAAAGACUUCAAUAUUGACACUCUCAGGUAUGUGUUUGUGACUGACGUUGCCAACCCGAUUACUCGUGGGUUUAUCAUUGGCGUUCUUUGGCCCUCUAACACCCCGAACCCCCGAGUUAUAGGACCCGAGACCCCUGAAUUUCAAGUCAUGCUUGGUACUCCCAUUGGCAAAAUUGUUGCGUAUCUUGUCUUGAAUGCAUUUGCUCGUGGCACUCGGCGGAUUGCACGAAUUGUGCUUUGGCAUGAUAUCUAUGCCUCUCCUCAUCUAAGGUUUGACAUUGAGCAGAUUCAGUAG